ACUCAGCUGGCUACAGAAAGCGUUUACAAGCUUUUACUUUGAGACUUGCCAAAGGGGGUGUGACCAAGUACUGACCAUGCAGGGUGCCCAAACUAUUGCUUUGGGCCCUUUUCGUUUUUUGUUAUUUUGAAACUGUCAAAAGAUGGAAAAAAGUUAUCUUGCUUAAAAUAUUAAAGAAAUGUGUCAUCUUUAACUUUAUGCCUUUUGGAAAUCAGGUCAUCUUUUACUCGCUUAGCUAUUCACAGUGACAGAAAUUUUGACUAGGUGUGCCCAAACUUUUGCAUACUACUGUACCUUGAACGAAAGGGGCUUUGAUUCUAAGGUAGGUUUGUUCGGCGCGGAAUCAGACAGGUGAAAUUCCCGGCAUUAUUAUAGAUAAAUGCCAGCAAGACAGAAUCAAGCUAUCGGGUUCCACGUGGAGUGCAGCGCUGGCAGAUGCGCCAGUGAUUCCACAGAUUUAUUCACCUGAGAGCAGCUGGUCUCCGGGGAUUUCUUUCGGAUUGUUAGCUACUGUCUGCGCGGCUGGUUCCAGUUCCAAAAGCGGUCUCGCAAUCCGAAAUAAAAGCAAGCAUUUAGGCCAGGCAACAUUUGUAAAAAUAACAAUUGAAAGGUUCUGAUGACAGAUCAAGGGUGUGAACUUUUUCUCUCCCUCCUCAGAUGCUAUCUGACCGGCAUUCUGUUUUCAGUCCAAAAACAGUACAAUUCAGUUAUUACGUACAGAGGUCUUUCAAUCUCUUCUAUGAUUUUAUAUUUGUCAGGUAUUUGUAUUUAGCAUUUCUCAGUAACGCAAGUAGAAAGGGUGAGUGUAAAGUUUGUACGUCCACAAAAUUGGGAGAUUGACUGAAAUACUAAUCAGACCUGAACGAACACCGAGCCCCAAUUGGCUAAAGGGAGCCCCGCCUCGGCAACAUCAUUGGAUAACUGCUGCGUUGGUUUACUUAUGCCCGCGGCUGAAUAGUCGAUUUGGUUGUCAUUCAUCGGCACCGUUGAAUUUCCGCUGUCAAAACUUUCGAAUGUCAGGAGGUGUUUCAGGUAUUAUUUUGCAGGCGUUCUGUAAAUGGAUGUUGGCACCGGGCCUCUGGUUGUCGAAGCUGUGCCAGUCUUGGACCAUCUUUUAAUCACACAUAAGUCAACAUUUGAUGUAAUCACCAAGAAUUCUGUAUUAUAGGCUCAUCUGUGUAAACCAGACAUGGCUAUGGAGGUAUUCAAUUCUAAGAGUCUGGCUGUGCAAGCCCAGAAGAAAAUACUUGGCAAGAUGGCUUCAAAGUCAAUAGCAACAGCAUUGAUAGAUGAUACAAGCAGUGAAGUUUUGGAUGAAUUAUACAAAGUAAGCAAGGAAUACACACAGAGCAAAAAGGAGGCAGAGAAGAUCAUCAAAAAUCUUAUCAAGGUGGUCAUAAAAUUGGUGGUUCUCAACAGAAAUAACCAGUUCAAUGAAGACGAGAUGUUACUCAUGGAAAAGUUCAAAAAGAAGGUUCAUCAGUUAGCAAUGACUGUUGUCAGUUUCCACCAAGUUGACUUUACUUUUGAUCGUAAUGUUUUGUCCAAACUUUUGAAUGAUUGCAGAGACAUGCUUCAUCAGAUUAUUGACCGCCAUCUAACAGCUAAGUCACAUGGACGUGUCAAUCAUGUUUUUAAUCACUUCGCAGAUUGUGAAUUCUUGGCUGCCCUUUACAAUCCAUUUGGACCUUACAAAGCUUCCCUGGAGAAAAUAUGUAAGGGUGUGAACAAAAUGUUAGAUGAUCAAAAUAUAUAACCAAUCAUUUGCAGCAUUUCCCAAAUUAAAUUGAAUAUUCUGUCAAACAUUAAAAGUUUUCUGAAAUGCCGAUGGAUAUUCAUGUAAAAUGCAUUUUGUUUAAAAAAAAGCAUUUUGACUUUUUCUUACAAAGUAAUUAUUUCCUACUUCUGUAACAAAAUGCACAAAGUGGCUAAAUGUUCCAACAUGUUUCUUGUCCAGCAAAGAAUGAACUCUUCUUGCCGAACUCCAGCAACUUAUCAGAUGAGUGGUCUUGGCUUGUGGACUGACACUGAAGAAGAAUUUGGAUGAAUGGGACAUUUCCAGCAUGCCAAAUACUUUUUCCACCUGGUAGUCUACAGAAACUGAUAUUUGUUCUUUCCUUUUUAACUGUUUUUAAAAUAGAACAGUUGCUUUUUAAAAACUGUACAUAAAAAAAAAACUGGAAAGAAAUCUAAUGUCCUAACGUGAUGCUUAUGGAAUGUAGUGUGAAUAGUUCAGGAGUGCAACAGUGUUAUAACCAAGGAUGGCAAAUAUCAAAUAUUUUUCCCCUGCAUAUGGUUAUGAUUUUGUUUUUCAACUGAUUACAGUCAUUGAAUUAAUAAAAAAUUGAACA
Messenger RNA from Hypanus sabinus (Atlantic stingray), 2351 nucleotides. RefSeq names its product tumor necrosis factor alpha-induced protein 8. The record is from RefSeq and is a predicted model, not a curated record. The transcript is spliced from 3 exons. NCBI's taxonomy places the organism in Eukaryota, Metazoa, Chordata, Chondrichthyes, Myliobatiformes, Dasyatidae. Gene Ontology annotation, cellular component: cytoplasm. Gene Ontology annotation, biological process: regulation of apoptotic process. Bases 1190 to 1756 code for a protein of 188 amino acids.